This is a messenger RNA of Amphimedon queenslandica, 1127 nucleotides long. RefSeq names its product mitochondrial inner membrane protein COX18-like. Gene Ontology annotation, biological process: mitochondrial respiratory chain complex IV assembly; protein insertion into mitochondrial inner membrane from matrix. The record is from RefSeq and is a predicted model, not a curated record. The coding region runs from base 62 to 994 and encodes 310 amino acids. The transcript is spliced from 4 exons. Gene Ontology annotation, molecular function: membrane insertase activity. Lineage: Eukaryota; Metazoa; Porifera; Demospongiae; Haplosclerida; Niphatidae. Gene Ontology annotation, cellular component: mitochondrial inner membrane.
AAAGAAAGCCUUUGCAGCCAUUUUUUCAUUAAUAACUUCAAGUUAUAAAAAAGAUGAAGGCAUGAAUUCACAUUGGACCAGGAGGGCUAGGGGAUUAAGGAAAGGGGUGUGGCUACUAUCCAGUAGACCUUACCAUCAGUACAAAGUCAUACAAUGUGCCGAAAACCUGAUAUGCUCCGCCCAUAACCUAACCUCCUUGCCGUGGUGGGUAGUCAUCGGAGGUACUACGGUGAUACUGCGAACCGUGGUUACAUUACCACUCUCUGUUCACCAAAACAAGAUAAUAUCCAAGAUGGAGCUGCUGCAACCUUUGAUAAAGGAAUACGGGGAAGCACUUAAGCACAGGAUUGUUGUCAACUGUAAGAGAGAAGGAAAGACCUCCAAUGAAGCUAACAGAAAAUUUAAAGCUGAAUUUCGUAAAUUAUCUAGAGAAAUAUACUCAAGGGAAGGCUGUCACCCUCUUAAAGUGACCCUUCUGCCAUGGAUUCAGUUGCCACUCUGGAUUGUAAUAUCCUUUGCACUGAGAAACAUGUCAGGAGCUAAUCCAGCAACUGGAGGGGUACCUUCAGUACCAGGUCUUUCUACUGAAGGUGUGCUGUGGUUUGCAGAUUUGACUGCUCCAGACCCAUUGUUCAUUCUCCCUGUACUCCUUUCGGUAUCAAACCUUUUGAAUAUAGAGGUGAAUGCUCUUAAAAAGAAAGGACGAGAGACUCUUUUCCAGAGUAUAUUAACUAAAUUUUUUCGUCUCCUAUCAAUCAGUAUUGGUGUAGUAGCGUCACAGCUACCUUCUGCCAUGACUCUUUAUUGGGCAACUUCCAGCACAUAUAGCUUAGCUCAAAACCUCCUUUUUAUGUUGCCAAGAGUACGAAGGUUUCUAAAACUUCCGAAGACACCCAGCGAAAGUAAAACCCCUUGUAGGGACCUGAGGACAAGCUGGAGUGAGAGGACUAAGGAGUUUCUGAUGAGACAGCGAAAAGCAAACUCACAAAAAUAAUAAUUACAAUAAUCAUUCUAAAUAAUAAUACUAGUACUUUCAUUAUUAUGCAUACAGUAACUAGAGCUGUGCACGGACAAAGUGAAUGAGAAAUGUUGUAUUGCUCGGUAGUUCAAAAACUUUAUUAAUUCUU